CAUCAAGCACCCAGCUCUCUCUCACGACAACGGCAGCGAGCACCUCCGUACUUAUAGAUUAAUUGCUUCCCAUCCCUCCCUUGCACACUCGAGUUCCCUCCAACAAUUCGGAAGAAGUGAUCACGCCAUCUGCGCAGCGCCUAGCUCGAAUCAUCUCGCCAACCGACCAGCUCCGCCAGAGGAAUCCAAGCUUCCUUCCAGAAACCAUGCCUUUCCUAGCCGCCGCCCUAAACGUCGUAGGCGCAAUAUUCCUCGCACACGCCAUCUUCUCAACCCACGAACACACCUCCCUGCACCCCCUCUCCCCUCUCCCCCGGGACAUCCCCCUCGAACUCCUCCUCUCCCUGGCCCUCCUAACAACCGGCAUCGUCCUCUCCUCCCCGCCUUUAAAACCCAUCCAAUGGUCGCACUGGGCGGGUAAGAUAUCGCGCGAGGGCCCCUCGAGGGAAGGGUACGUGACGAGGGAGGGGGAAGAGGUCUUGGGCGAUGUGGAUCCGUAUGCGUAUUUGGGGUUGGAGGCGGGGAGGGAGGGGAGGAGGGGGUUUUGGGGACCGAGGGAGGCGAGGGAGAGGUUUUUGGGGUGGGUUAAGGAGGGGGGGGAAGGCGUGAGGUUGAGGCUGGGGAGUUUGUGGUGUGAAUAUACGUGACAGAGGGGCUUUCCGGGUUGAGCUGCGAGGGGUUACGGUACUGGAGCGUUCCCUGGUGGUUUUGCGGAGGGAUAGCUGUGGACCUUGGGUUAGGUGGUGAACAUUGGCUGUGCGGCUGGGAUAUGAUAUGGAGGUUCGCGGUGUAUGGAUGGGCAAGCCUUCCGCCUCGAGAUGUGGAGGUGCCGACUAUCAUGAUGGCUUCGCUGGUAUCAUACAUAUCGUACAUAUUGUACAGAGCCAUGCGAACAGCGUCCCCCUAAUAUUAUGUCCGCCUGGAAAUCCACGCUAACAGCGUCCCCCUAAUAUUAUCUCCGCCUGGAAAUCCACCCCUAU
Molecule: messenger RNA, 980 nt
Organism: Westerdykella ornata
Lineage: Eukaryota; Fungi; Ascomycota; Dothideomycetes; Pleosporales; Sporormiaceae
Exons: 2
Coding region: 207-647 (146 amino acids)
Biological process (GO): protein folding in endoplasmic reticulum
Cellular component (GO): EMC complex
Source: RefSeq, a predicted model, not a curated record